CAACAAGAUGGCGGCGCCGGGACGGCUCACCGGCCCUGCGUGGGAGUCCCUGACAGCUAGGAUCUAGACUGAACUAUGAGCUCACCUCUGGCCUCCCUUAGCAAGACCCGGAAAGUGCCCCUGCAGUCGGAACCUGUGAAUCCUGGAAGGCGAGGGAUAAGAAUCUAUGGCGAUGAAGAUGAGGUGGAUAUGCCGAACGAUGGGCCUGGCUCUGAAGAAGAGAUCUCUGUCCCUUCCUGCUACAGCAACAAAUUUGCUUCUGUGAGUAGGCCAGGUCCCCCAUACCAUGACUCAGAUAUGGCGAGGAGGAUGCAAGAACUGGAGCAGCAGGUGAAAGCCCAGAGAGAUGAGAUGGUGUCCAAGGAUCAGAAGAUCCUGGCCCUGGAGGACCUGGUGCAGCGCCUGCAGCAGAACCAGGGUGAGGUAAGUGGGCAGCGGCAGGAGGAGCUGCAGACCAUGUGCACGCAGCUGCAGCRGCAGGUCGGGGAGAUGGAGCGGUUCCUCAACGACUACGGCCUGCAGUGGGUGGGUGAGCCUAUGGACCAGGAGGAUUCGGAGGACAAGACGGUCUCAGAGGAGGAAGAGAGGGACUGGAUGACCGCCAAGAAGUUCUGGAAGCCAGGGGAUUCACUAGUGCCCCCUGAGGUGGACUUUGAUAGGCUGCUSGCCAGCCUGCAGGAUCUCAGUGAGCUGGUGGUAGAGGGUGACACCCAGGUGACGCCAGUGCCUGGUGGGGCACGGCUCCAUGCCCUUGAGCCCAUCCCGCUGAAGCUCUACAGGAAUGGCAUCAUGAUGUUUGAUGGGCCCUUCCGGCCCUUCUACGAUCCCUCCACACAGCGCUGUCUCCGGGACAUACUAGAUGGCUUCUUCCCUUCAGAGCUCCAGCGACUCUACCCUGAUGGGGUUCCCUUUAAGGUAAGUGACCUGCGCAAUCAGGUCUACCCUGAGGAUGGGCUGGGCCCAUUCCUGGGUGAGGGCCGUGUGGUAGGCCGACCAAAGGUGCGCAAGGCUUCGGACAGAGUGGAGGAGCACCCAGGCUCCAGGAUGACUGCUGAGAAAUUUCUGAACAGGCUUCCCAAGGUUGUGAUCCGACAAGGCCAGGUGAUUGACAUCCGGGGCCCCAUCAGGGACACCUUGCAGAACUACUGCCCACUACCUGCCCGGAUCCAGGAGACCAUAGUGGAGACGCCUGCCUUGGUGGCUGAGCGGGAAAGGAGUCAGAAGUCACCCAACACACCAGCACCCCCCCUCUCCAUGCUGCGCAUCAAGUCUGAGAAUGGGGAGCAAGUCUUCCUCCUGAUGAUGUGGCCCAAUGACACUAUGGGUGAUGUGCGUGCCCUGCUAACACAGGCCAGGGGCAUGGAUGCAGCCACCUUUGAGAUCUUCAGUACCUUCCCACUCRUGGUCUACCAGGACGACACACUCACGCUGCAGGCUGCAGGCCUGGUGCCCAACGCAACACUGCUACUGCGGCCAUGCAGGGCCCCAUUGUCUGACCCUGGCCCCAACUCCAGCUCUAGCCAUGAAUAA
Messenger RNA from Urocitellus parryii (Arctic ground squirrel), 1530 nucleotides. The record is from RefSeq and is a predicted model, not a curated record. Lineage: Eukaryota; Metazoa; Chordata; Mammalia; Rodentia; Sciuridae.